Trachymyrmex septentrionalis is the source of this 1168-nucleotide messenger RNA. RefSeq names its product transmembrane protein 41 homolog (gene stas). NCBI's taxonomy places the organism in Eukaryota, Metazoa, Arthropoda, Insecta, Hymenoptera, Formicidae. The transcript is spliced from 4 exons. Bases 335 to 1165 code for a protein of 276 amino acids. The record is from RefSeq and is a predicted model, not a curated record. Gene Ontology annotation, cellular component: endoplasmic reticulum membrane.
GUCCAAUCAUCCAAUGCCGAGACAACACGAGGCUGUCAGCUGAUUUUCGCUAAAAGCGAAGGAAGCUGUUAUCAGCCUUGUGAUUCGAAGAUCUUUCUUGUCACGGUGCAGCCGUUCUGACGCUGAUAUUACACGUCAAUUGUAUUCGUACGAUAUGCACUGAGACGAGACUGGACGAGAAAACGCGCGGAUUAUAGAAACCGAGCUCGUCGCGAAAACGAUAUCCGGAGAAAGGCGAACAAUGAGGCCGCAAGCUGACGUAAGAUCAGGUGAGACAUCGCGAUCGCGUGAUUGUUUUUUGCGAGGAAAAUGUGCCGGGAAGUGGCGUGUUUAGAUGUCGAUCAGCAAACGUGCACGUAUAUCAGAAAUGGCGCGACGCAAUCUCAAAGUGACACGUGUAAAAGCGCGAGUGCCCGAAGCAGUCAAUGGUGAAAUUUCAACAAGAGCAGUAAUAAUUGUUGGACUCAUUUUUGUAGCCUCGUUGGCUGCGUUAUUUUAUGUGUACACGAGUUUUCCAGACUUAGAAGAAAAUGAAAGGCAGCAUAUGAAGCUACCGAUUCACAUAGAAGAUGCCAAGAAUUUGGGAAAACUGUUAGAACGAUAUAAGGAUUUAUAUUACUUCCAAGUAUUGGCCGGACUGUUUAUCAUAUACAUCUUCCUGCAAACAUUUGCCAUUCCUGGCUCUAUUUUUCUUUCAAUUCUUUCCGGAUUUCUGUUCCGUUUCCCGGUCGCGCUGAUACUCGUAUGUACAUGUAGUGCGAUCGGCGCCACUCUGUGCUACUUGCUGUCCUCAUUGAUAGGCAGGCGAUUGCUGUACAAAUUCUUUCCAGAAAAAGUAAACGAGUGGACCAUUACCGUGAUCAAACAUCGUGAUAAUCUACUAAACUAUAUGCUGUUCCUCCGGAUGACGCCGUUACUGCCAAACUGGUUCAUCAAUGUAGCCAGCCCGGUAAUUGGUGUGCCGAUAAUGCCGUUCACUGUCGGCACCUUCUUCGGCGUCGCGCCGCCUUCUUUCGUCGCCAUACAGGCGGGUCAAACGUUGCACAAUCUCACGUCGUCGAGGGAUGCGUUGUCGUGGAACAGUGUAAUCGUACUGUGUGUGUUUGCAUUGUUUUCCCUACUACCUGUGUUGUACAAGCAGAAGCUGAAGCAGAAGUUCGAGUAAACG